ACUUACAGACAGUACUGCAGUUGAUAAGAGCACACUUGUAAAACAAAACACUAAAGGUUUUUAUUAGUCUUUUUUUCAGUGUUAUAAAUUUUCUAUGGAAUAAAGCAGUGUUUUUAAGUCCAUAAAUUCUUCACAGCCUGUCAAGCAAGUUCAGUGGUGCUCAAAGUCGGUCCUCCAGGUCCGGCAUCCUGCAUGUUUUCAUUCUCUCGUUGGUUUAACGCAUCUGGAUCAAAUGAUGGCUCAUUAAUAGAACAUUGACAUGCUGAAAAGGUUGGUUGUCGGUCCUUCAGGACCAACGUUGUUUGUCCUGUCUCUCUAUCUUGUUGUCUCGCUCCCAUCACACCUGCAACCCAUUACCUAAUCAACCCAGGUAGCUUUUUCCAGCUGUUCUCUCUCCCAGUAUUUAUACACAUCUUCUCUUUUCUCACUGGUUCCUCUUGUUAUUUUCCCGUUUCUUCCCUGCUGUACUUUCCACUGGAUUUUAAGUUUUUGUUCUCUUCUGGUUUCCUGUGUUCCCAUAUUUUUUGUAUGCUUUUUUUCCCUCUUGUUUCUAGCAUCCAAAAAUCAAGUUGUCAGUAAAUAACCAUUACUUUUUCAACUAUGCCAUCACUGCAUGUGUCCCCUCAUUUUUUUCUAAAACUGAUUGAUUAUUUAUCUUAUUAUUUAUCCAUUUAGAUUUUCCAGAAUCACUAAUGGCACAAAAACAAAUACAACUUAGUAAUCAAGCCAGGGUGUGAUCUGUCAUUGUUAAUUUAAUAAGAAGGAAUGGCUGCUUUAUAAUCGUUGCCCCUCUUACCAAACUUGCUUCGAGCAUAUGAAUUGUUAAUUGACACAAAGCAGCAGAACACAAAUAAUUUUCUAUUAUUCAACACAUACAGAAAACAUUUAGGAGUUAAAAGUAGCAGAAUCUAUUCUGCUUUACAAAUCAAGUGCCCUGCUGACCUCUGAACCCUAAGCAGCAGCUGCCUUGGUUCGACUCCGGUUAGAACCAACCCGGUCAAGUUCAGAUUAUCGAAAUCUACUCCUCUGAGUUCUGAUUUUUUUUUUUUUUUUUUAAAUCAAGCAACUUCCAGUGAAGUCAACUGUUGUGUUUUGUUCUUUGCCUGACCGUAACGGCGGACCUCUGCCUGCUGCAUCACAGUAAGAAGAAGAAGAGGUGUUGGAACGAUCGGAGCCCACCUCUCCUCAUCUCUCCUCCUCCCUCUGCCAUUGGUCGGAGCGCAGCAGGCUCCGGUGCUGAUGAUGCUUUGAAAGGGGGGAGUAAACAGAGAGCGCACGUCUCUCCCGCUGCGCGCACACUGCACGCACGGCGAGAGUGGAGUGAAGAUGCUUGUCCCCCCUCGACCGGCAGCCCAGUCCGUCAGCCRUCCACUUGUCCCCCUGAUUGUUUUUCUGCUGCCAGCCCGUCACACUGCCUCUGUGCCCGCUUUACGUGAGGAAUCCGGAGCGGCAGCGGCAGCAGGAGGAGGCGAAGGGAGACGCGAGGGAUCCGGAGAGCCGUCACCUCUAUAGCGCAUCAGUGGGGAGCUAUGGAUGCGCGGACAAAAGGACGCUUUCUCUUCGCCGUGGGCCUCCUGUGUGGGUUUUACUGGCCGGCAUCAGUCACCUCCAAAGGGGCCCCAGCCGGCCAGGCUGACACGCUGCCCUCAGCGCAGGGCACGCUGCCGCACUUCAUCCAGGAGCCAGAGGACGCCUACAUCGUGAAAAGCAAUCCCAUCAAGCUGCGCUGCCGAGCCACGCCCGCCUUACAGAUCUUCUUCAAAUGCAACGGGGAAUGGGUGCACCAGAACGAACACACGUCCCAGGAGUAUAAAGACCUCAACACCGGGCUGAAGGUGCGCGAGGUGAUGAUCAACGUGUCCCGCCAGCAGGUGGAGGACUUCCAYGGCCCYGAGGACUACUGGUGCCUCUGUGUGGCCUGGAGCCACCUUGGCACCUCCAAGAGCCGGAAGGCAACUGUCCGCAUCGCCUAUCUGAGGAAAAACUUUGAGCAGGACCCCCAGGGGAAGGAGGUGCCCAUCAACGGGAUGAUCGUUCUGCACUGUCGCCCUCCAGAGGGAGUGCCAGCAGCGGAGGUGGAAUGGCUGAAAAACGACGAGCUGGUGAGUUCACUGACCGACGACAAGAUGGACACCCGGGCCGACUCCGGCCUCAUCAUCAACGAGGCGCGCCUGUCCGACUCGGGCAACUACACGUGUCUGGCCAGCAACAUCGUAGCGAAGCGUCGCAGCGCCACGGCGCCUGUGAUCGUCUACGUGAAUGGCGGCUGGUCGCUGUGGACGGAGUGGUCGGCGUGCAACGUGCCGUGUGGACGGGGCAUCCAGAAACGCUCCAGGACCUGCACCAACCCGGCGCCGCUGAACGGAGGCGCUUUCUGCGAGGGCAUGUCCAAAGAGCAGGAAACUCUUUCCUGUUCUUUGUGUCUUCCAGACAUGGAGAGCUCCAUCGACGUGGCUCUGUACUCAGGUCUCGGAGCAGGAAUUGUUGCCGUGGUAAUYCUGGUUGUGGCCGUCAUGCUGUACAGGAAGAACCACAGCGACUAUGGCGUUGAUGUCAUUGACUCUUCGGCUCUCACUGGGGGUUUCCAGUCCUUCAACUUCAAGACGACCAGACAAGGCAACCCGCUGCUUCUCAACUCCUCGAUGCCGCCCGACAUGACGGUGGGACGGACGUACAGCACGCCGCUCUGCUUCCACGACGGUGCUGACAAGGAGCUGUUUGACCCGCUGCCAGACAUCAAAGUCAAAGUCCAGAGUUCCUUCAUGGUGUCUCUGGGCGUGGCUGAGCGCGCCGAGUUCCAUGCCAAAGCGCCCAGUGAGUCUUACCCACAGGACCUCAGCUGUGACUUCUGUAGCACUGUGGACAAACGCAAGAAGGGCCCAACGGGGCUCAACGGGCCCCUGAGCUGCAGCAGAGAGCAGCUGAGGACCAGCGGCAUGUUCGGCCAUGUUGGAGGCCGGCUGGUGGUGCCCAACACAGGGGUCAGCCUCCUUGUGCCUCAUGGAGCCGUGGCUGAAAAUAUGUCCUGGGAGAUGUGCAUGGUCAUCAAUCAGGGCGAGGCGAGCGCCCAGACACUGGAAGGCUGUGAAAUCCUCCUGGGCCCAGAGGUGACGUACGGUCCUUCAGGCCUGGAUCUCUUUUGUCCCGUUGCCAUGACCGUCGCCCACUGUGCAGAGGUGGAUGCUGAGAACUGGAACAUUCAGCUCAAGAGGAAAACCCAGGACGGCAAAUGGGAGGAAGUGAUGUCAGUGGAAGAGGAGUCCACUUCCUGUUACUGCCUGAUGGAUUCAAGCAGCUGCCACCUGCUGCUGGACCAGCCAGGCUCGUACGCGCUGGUGGGCGAGCCGCUGACGCAGGCGGCCGUGAAGAGGCUGAAGCUGGCCGUGUUUGGAAGCGUGGAGGCGGGCGCCCUGAACUACAGCCUGCGGGUGUACUGUGUGGACGACACGCCGCACGCCUUCCAGGGAGUGGUGGCCGCCGAGACGUCCAGAGGGGGUCAGCUGCUCGAGGAGCCAAAGACGUUGCCUUUCAGAGCGAACACCUUCAGCCUCCAGGUGUCGAUCCAGGACGUCCCCCAGUUCCUGUGGAGCAUCAAGCCCUUUACCACAUGUCAGGAAUUCUCCUUCCCUCAAGUGUGGUGCAGCAACCAGCAGCCCCUGCACUGUGCCUUCCAGCUGGAGAGAUACAGCCCCGCCGCCGCCCAGCUCUCCUGCAAAAUCAGCGUGCGACAGGUCAAAGGUCACGAGCAGAUCCUGCAGGUCUACACGGCCGUGGCCGAGGGUGAGAAAGAGCCAGUUCCAUUUUUUAUGCAGACAGACUGCACAGUCACGUCCCAAACGGGGCCCAAGGCCUUCAAAAUCCCACUGUCCAUCCGCCAGAGGAUCUGCGCCACCUUUGACACUGCCAACGCCAAGGGCAAGGACUGGCAACUCUUAGCCCAGAAACUCCACCUAGACCGUAACCUGGGCUACUUCGCCAAGCAGCGGAGUCCCUCCGCUGUCAUCCUGAGCCUGUGGGAAGCUCGCCACCAGGACUCUGCCGACCUUGACUCUUUGGCCAGCGCCUUGGAGGAAAUUGGCAAAAUCCACUCCAAAAGCUCCCCAAAGGACCCGGACGAAGCGGAUCCCGACCUCAAUCACAUAGAAGCGUGCGGCCUUUACGGUACGGCCAAACCUGCGGCGGUUCCGGAGGGCGAGGACUGCACUCCUGAAUACACGGGCUGAGAGAAAAGGUCGGCCGGCUCUAACUGGCAGACCGACGCGCGUGUGCAUGCGUGCACGGCCGCAGACAGACAUGGCGCUACCUCUGCGGCGUGUCGGGAGGUUGUCUGUGAGCGGACAGUGGCAGCGGUCAGCGGGCCGAGCUAUCACAGCGGGCCGAGGUGAACCAGCUCCUGCUGUGGAUCUGCCCUUGUGUUUUAACGGAUCUGUGGACUGAUUGUAAAUCUUUGUCGGCCUUUCCUCAGUUUUUUCUGUUUGUUUUGUUUUGUUUUUUCAUCUUUUUGCUUUAAGUUUGUCUUUUGAGCAUUCAUUAGUUUUUUUUGCUUAAAAUAUAAAGGAUUCUUUAUUUCUUUAGUUUUUAUUUUCAAACACACCCUCUCCUUUUUAUCUCAACAAUGAGGAAUGACGUUUUGUAUGUCCAUCCUUUUAUCCAGUGGUUCUUAACCUGGGUUCGAUCGAACCCCAGGGGUUCGUUGAGUCGGUCUCAGGGGCUCGGCAGAGCCUCU
This is a messenger RNA of Poecilia reticulata (guppy), 4726 nucleotides long. The record is from RefSeq and is a predicted model, not a curated record. Lineage: Eukaryota; Metazoa; Chordata; Actinopteri; Cyprinodontiformes; Poeciliidae.